This is a messenger RNA of Helianthus annuus (common sunflower), 962 nucleotides long. RefSeq lists its product as uncharacterized. The transcript is spliced from 2 exons. Lineage: Eukaryota; Viridiplantae; Streptophyta; Magnoliopsida; Asterales; Asteraceae. The record is from RefSeq and is a predicted model, not a curated record. Bases 116 to 763 code for a protein of 215 amino acids.
CAUAUGAAAUCCAUUUAAUGCCGGCAUUCCUCAUCAUCUUCUUCUCAUAUACACACACCUUCAUACAAAUAUUUCACACCUGAAAUCACACACACACAAACACACACAAACACACAUGGCCGACGCAGAGAACCAAAUGAUCCCGAUCGCACCAGCCGGCGUAAAGAGCGACGGACAACCCUACACAACCAUCACACCAUUCACCAAACCAAAGCACCAAAAAACCAACAAGUCUCUCGUAUACAUACUGGCCACCAUCGUCUUCAUCAGCACCAUCUUCCUGAUCUUCGCAUCCGUAUUUCUCCGCGUCGAUAACCCUCACCUCCGCAUCCGCACCGUCUCCAUCCAAAACUUCGAACUCACUAACACUAAUAACACAAACUCAACAUCUCAUAUCAUCAACAUGAUCAACAUCACCAUGUUAACAGAAAUAACAGUUGACAACGGGAACUUUGGGCGGUUUGUGUUCGAUAACUGUACCGCGGUUUUGUUGUACGGGAAUGCUACGAUCGGGGAUGGGUAUGUUUCGGGAGGUCGUGUUGGGGCGAAGAAUAUGAAAUCUAUUGGUGUUGUGAUGCGAGUUGGGUAUGAGAAUUUGAAUGUUAGUAGUGGUAUGGAUGUGAUGGAGGUUGUGAGUUAUGCGAAGAUGAAAGGUAGAGUUCAUGUUAUGAAGAUUGUUGAUAGGAAGAAGACGAUUGAGAUGAAUUGUACGGUUAGUUUUAACUUGACGAACCGGUCGUUUGUUAGUUCGUUGUGUAGGUGAGAUUAUGGUUAACAGUUGGUUACAGUUUUUCUUUUUUUCUUUUUUUUUUUGUUGAGGGAUAUGAGAUAUACAUAAAAUGCAACUUAUGCGGUAGCGUAUGAGGUAUAGUGUGUAUAGAUAAAUACUCGAUUAAUAACAUUGAUUGUAACGACUGGUGAUUAGCAAAUAAUAUUUUUGAAGAACAUAUUAUUUGUUCAUA